AACAUUGCUGACCUGUAGCAGGAAAACAUUUCCUUAGAACCAAUAGCAGUUAGGAAAAUGUGUUGCCUAAGUUGGUGAACCUGAACUCCAAGAUUUUGCGGGUAAAUGGGAACACGAGACAAUUUGUUUUACGAGUGGUCGAAUAAUGGCUACACAAACGAGGUUAUUUACGUUGUUAGGGUCGAAAUUAGGCUUGCAGUCUGAAGUCGUUGUAAAGAAAGGUCGUGAAUUACAUCGACUAUUGCAGCUGAAAACUAGUGCAAAUGUUAUGAACAUCAGUGAAACCUGCCAAAUUGUCGUAUGUCUCGAUUUAGCAGCUUCGGUAAUAGGGGUCCCAUUUGAAAAGCUUGAUGCCAUAAGGCUGGCAGGUGUUACUAAAAAAAUUUACACGUCUUUUCGUCACACAGUCGAAAAGUUAUUAGGUAUAGGUAAAUGCAUUACCAUCAAGGAUCUGUGUCUUCAGUUUGGUGUUAGUGAGGCAAUGCCAUUGGCACAGAAGCUAUUGGAAAAAUAUGUAAGUGAAGAUGCUCGUGGGAUGGUGGAAGAUCUCAAUCAUCCCAUGUAUAAUGUUGCAGCAGUCAUCACAGCUUGCAAGCACUGCAAGCUGAAAGUGGACCGUGUAAAGCUAAUAGAUAUGAGCCAUAUCCAGAAAUCUGCGUUCCUGAAACUUGCAAGCACUUUUGAGAAAUAUGCAAAACAACUUAAUCCCAACCCAAAGUUUUCAUCAUGCAGUGUUGAAGUAGAUGAAUAUAAGCCAGCAAGUCUGCUGAAGAAGAUGGAAAUCUUAACAAAGGACUCAAAGAUGCCAUCUUCAAGGAGUACACUGUCUGCUACCUCCAAUUUACAAAGUUAUGAGGAUUGGAAGAGAAGUAUACUUGAAGACUGCAAUAAUGUGGAAUCCUGAAGGAACCAUAUUGGACCAACUGUCAUUUAUGGAAGUCUUUCACCUAAACUGGAGUCUUUCAUUUCUUACUUGUCUUGUCACACUCUGUGCUAAUUUUGCAGAUGAUUGAACAUCAGAUGGCAGACUUUUGUAUAUGGAAGUCCAUUAUAAUUUAUUGCCAAAAUGAAUAAUGUAUGAACUAAAAUGUAUUAUUGAAAUAUAAUUAAUGAGAUAUGAGAAGGUACUUCCUAGUAAAGUGGAUUUUUACAAGUAAACAGCUAUAUUAGUUAUUAUUCUGAAUAUUGAUGUAUUGUGUAGUUUGACAAUUGGCAACAUGAACUUGAAAAUAGACAUUCCUUGAAUGAAGCCAAGAGCAUGAAAAUUAUGAGCUGUAAGAUCUUGUAUGUAGUUUUUAUCAUGUAACGAAAUAAAGUUUCUGCCUCUA
Messenger RNA from Zootermopsis nevadensis, 1328 nucleotides. It is a transcript of the gene Orc6, whose product is annotated as Origin recognition complex subunit 6. Gene Ontology annotation, molecular function: DNA binding. Gene Ontology annotation, cellular component: nuclear origin of replication recognition complex. Gene Ontology annotation, biological process: DNA replication initiation; DNA replication. NCBI's taxonomy places the organism in Eukaryota, Metazoa, Arthropoda, Insecta, Blattodea, Termopsidae. The record is from RefSeq and is a predicted model, not a curated record.